AUGCAACAGAUGGAUGAAAUUUCCAUGGAUGAUGGUGCUAUCAGAGUUAUACAUUCAUUUACUGAAGAAAUUAUUCACGUCGAUAAUAUGCAACAUGAGAGCUCAACACAAAAUCAAUCUGAUGCAGCAGAAUCUAGAGAUGUUCCUGAAAAAAUGAAGAAGUUAUCCAUAACUUCAAUAUCUUUGAAUCAUUCGUGUUGGUCAAGACAUCAAACUGCAACAGCUGCCGGUGCGUUUGCUCUCUUCGCAAUUUUAAUAAUGGUCACAAGUAUAUUGAUUGUUUGUCUGACUUCUCCAAAAGCAGCAGUGGAACAGUGUGAACUAAAAUUUAUACAAACUCCGCAAAAUCCGAUUGAAUACAGUUUUGGCCCUCGAUCCGUUGCCGUUGGCAAUUUCAAUGAUGAUGAGCAAUUAGAUAUUGUUGUUGCCAAUCGUGCCGAUGAUAGUAUUUCUGUAUUUCUUGGAUAUUAUAAUGGUGCCUUUGCAAGUAGAAUGACGUAUUCGACUGGUUUAUAUUCUGCUCCAUAUAUGGUAGCGAUCAAUGAUUUUAACAACGAUCAUCAUACAGAUAUUGCUGUCGUAUAUUUCGGUACCAAUAGCAUCGGUAUAUUUCUUGGAGGUGGAAACGGCUCUUUCAUCAAUAAAACAGUAAUCUCAACUGGUUCAUCACGUCCAAUUUGGAUACAUAUAGCUGAUCUCGAUAAUGACACCUCACUUGAUAUCGUUACAGCUAAUUAUGGAACUGAUAGUAUUAGCAUAUAUUAUGGAUAUGGAGAUGGAACUUUUUCAUAUCCGGUCACAUAUUCAACCGGCUACGAUUCUUCACCAUUCUCGGUCAUCAGUGCAGACUUUAACAAUGAUAAUCAUUUAGAUCUUGCUAUUGCAAAUUAUGGCACAAAUAAUAUAGGUAUAUUUAUUGCAAAUGGCAACAGAACCUUUUUAAAUCAACAGUUACUUUCAACUGGAAUUAACUCGCAUCCAUAUUCACUCAUCGUUGGUUAUUUUAAUUAUGACAGUUUUUUAGAUAUUGCUGUCGCGAAUUAUGGAACUAAUAAUGUCGGUGUACUUCUAGGUAGCACCAACGGUAUUUUUACCAGUCAAAUAAUCUACUCGCUUAAUACUUCUUCACCAUAUUCUAUUGGUCUUGGUGACUUCAACAAAGACUAUCGACUUGAUUUAGUCAUCAGUAAUCAAGGUACUAAUAAUAUAGGAAUGUUACUGGGAUUCGGUAAUGGCAGUUUUUCUGAAGCAACCAUGAGUUCAACUGGCUCUUCUUCUUCAAUCUCUCUUGCUGUAGCUGAUUUCAACAAAGACAAUCUGCUUGACGUUAUUAUCAUUAGCAACGAUACUGGCAGUAUAGGCAUUCUUUUUGGUUAUGAUGAAGGCUUUGAAACACUAAAACCAUAUCCAAUUGGCAUUUAUCCCUAUUCUCUAGCUGUUGGUGAUUUCAACAAUGACACCCGACUGGAUAUCGUCGUUACCAAUCAGGGUGACUUCACUGUAAGUGUACUUCUCGGAUAUGGCAACGGUUUAUUUGCAGGUCAAACUACCUAUUCAACUGGCUCUGGACCAGUUUCUGUAGCUGUUAGUGACUUCAACAGUGACACUCUACUGGACAUCGUUGUUGGUAAUGCAUAUGACAAGACUAUAAGUGUGCUACUCGGAUAUGGCAAUGGUUCGUUUGCAAAUCAAACUACCUAUUCAGCUGGCUCUCAUCCAAGUUGUGUGGCUGUUGGUAAUUUCAACAAUGAUACUUGGCUAGAUAUCGUUGUUACUAAUCAAGAUGAGAGCACUGUAAGUGUACUUCUCGGAUAUGGCAACGGUUCUUUUGCGAAUCAAACUAAAUAUUCAACUGGCAAUUCUCCAUCUUCUGCAGUUAUUAGUGAUUUCAACAAUGACACGCGAUUGGAUAUCAUCGUUACUAUGUAUUUUGGCACCACUAUGAGUGUACUUCUCGGAUAUGGCAAUGGUUCUUUUGCAAAUCUAAUUAAAUAUUCAACUGGCAAUGCUCCAUCUUCUAUAGCUGCUGGUGAUUUCAACAAUGAUACUCGGCUAGAUAUUGUUGUUGGUAAUUGGAGGGACAACACCGUAGGUGUAUUGCUUCAUUAUAGCAAAGGAUCUUUAGGAAACGAAAUAACAUUUGCCUCUGGUGGUGGUUCUAGUCUACGUUAUGUUGCUGUCGAUGAUUUUAACAAUGAUACGAUGUUAGAUCUUAUCGUCGUUAAUUAUGGCACUAAUGAUAUAGGUAUACUUCUUGGAAAUAGUAGUGGAUCAUUUUUAGAGCAAAAAACGUUUCUAACAGGCUCAAAUCCAGAUUCACUUGCCAUAGGUGAUUUCAAUAAUGAUGGUCAACACGAUUUUGCUGUAGUUAAUUAUGGUAGUAAAAACAUUGAUAUAUUUGUUGGAAAUGGAAAGGGAACAUUUACACGUCAGUUAACUACUGGAUCUAGUUUCAUUUUCGCUCCUGUAGUUGUUAGUACUGGUGAUUUCAACAAUGAUGGACAAUCGGAAAUUAUUGUUGCAUAUGAUAAUACUGAUAAGAUAGAUAUAUUUGUUGUCUUUGAUACUGGCGCUUUUACAAAACAAAUUACGUAUCCAGCUGGUAAUUCUCCAUGGUCUGUAGCUGUUGGUGAUUUCAACAAUGACACUCAUUCUGAUAUCGUCGUUACCAAUUAUGGUGACAGCACUGUAAGUGUACUUCUCGGAUAUGACAAUGGUUCGUUUGCAGAUCAGAUUAUACAUUCAACUGGCAGUUCUCCAUCUUCUGUAGCUGUUGGUGAUUUUAACAAUGACAAUCGAUCGGAUAUCGUUGUUGGUAAUUUUAAUGACAACAUAGUAAGUGUACUUCUUGGAUAUGGCAAUGGUUCUUUUGCAGAUCAAGUUACGUAUUAUACUGAUGGCGAUUCGACUUGUGUAGCUGUUGGUGAUUUCAACAAUGACACUCUAUUAGAUAUCGUCAUUGUUAAUUAUAUUGGCAGCACUGUAAGUGUACUUUUCGGAUAUGGUAAUGGUUCUUUUAGCGAUCAAACUAGGUAUCCAACUGGCUAUUUACCGUAUUUUGUAGUUGUUGGUGAUUUCAACAAUGAUACUCAUUCGGAUAUUGUUGUUACUAAUUAUGGUGGCAACACCGUAAGCGUACUUCUCGGAUUUGGUAAUGGUUCGUUUGCAGAUCAAGUCACGUAUUUAACUGGCAAUUCUCCAUAUUCCAUCGCUGUUUGUGAUUUCAACAAUGACACUCGAUUGGAUAUCGUUGUUGCCAAUCAGGCGGACAACACGAUAAGUGUACUUCUCGGAUUUGGUAAUGGUUCGUUCGCAAAUCAAACUAUCUAUUCAGCUGGCUCUUCGCCACAGUCUGUAGCUGUUGGUGAUUUCAGCAAUGAUAGUCGAUUGGAUAUCAUUGUUGUUAAUUUCGUUGACAACACAGCAAGUGUAUUUCUCGGAUAUGGCAAUGGUUCUUUUGCAGAUCAAUUCACGUAUUUAACUGGUAAUUCUCCAUAUUCUGUAGCUGUUAGUAAUUUCAACAAUGAUACUCGAUUAGAUGUCGUCGUUGCUAAUUCGAAAGGCAACACUGUAAGUAUAUUUUUUGGAUACUUAAAUAAGGGUUUUCAAUAUCAAAUGACACUUAUAACUGGUACGAGGUCUUUUCCGCGAUCAUUCGUCGUUGGCGAUUUCAACAAUGACACUUAUAUGGAUAUUGCUGUUGCAAAUUCAGGCACCAAUAAUAUUGGUAUUUUUCUGGGAUUUGGUAAUAGUUCUUUUUCAAAUCAAACAACAUUUGCAACUGGCUCUGGUUCAUGGUCUUUAGCUGCUGCUGAUUUAAACAACGAUAAUCGAUUAGAUAUUAUUGUCAGUAAUAUUAAUGAUAGUAAUAUCAGUGUACUUCUCGGUUAUGGGAAUGGAUUUUUUAUGAAUCAAACAAUAUAUUCAACUGGAAUUAAUGCUGAACCUUACUCAGUUGCCAUUGGUGAUUUUAAUAAUGACGGCUUAUUAGAUAUCAUUGUUGCUAAUUAUCGUGCUAGCAAUGUAGUUAUAUUAUUUGGAUCUGGUGGUGGUAGAUUUACAGAUUCAAAAGUAUAUUGGGUUAGCUAUGGAUCUUUUCCAUUUUCUGUCGUUGUUGGCGAUUUCAACAAUGAUACAAAAUUGGAUUUUGCGGUCGCUAACUAUGGUGAUGACAAUUUGAAGAUUUUAUUACAGACUUGUUAA
Adineta steineri is the source of this 4203-nucleotide messenger RNA. The record is from the annotation of a GenBank genome assembly. Lineage: Eukaryota; Metazoa; Rotifera; Eurotatoria; Adinetida; Adinetidae.